Molecule: messenger RNA, 361 nt
Organism: Zalophus californianus (California sea lion)
Lineage: Eukaryota; Metazoa; Chordata; Mammalia; Carnivora; Otariidae
Product: 40S ribosomal protein S29-like
Exons: 2
Coding region: 1-330 (109 amino acids)
Biological process (GO): translation
Cellular component (GO): ribosome; cytosolic small ribosomal subunit
Molecular function (GO): structural constituent of ribosome; zinc ion binding
Source: RefSeq, a predicted model, not a curated record
AUGCUGCCACCAGGUACCUCAGGGGUAAGGCUGCCCUCCCAAGCCCUGUGGGCAGGUCCUCUGCAGAGAACCCUGGGGCGAUGGCAAGCUAAAGCAGCAAGACCAAGCCUUGCAGCUGUGAGGUUCAACCUUUUGCCUCGUUGCAUCCGAGAGAGCAAGACGGGUCACCAGCAGCUGUACUGGAGCCAUCCGAGGAAAUUUGGCCAGGGUUCUCGUUCUUGCCGCGUCUGCUCAAACCGGCACGGUCUGAUCCGGAAAUACGGCCUCAAUAUGUGCCGCCAGUGUUUCCGUCAGUACGCGAAGGAUAUAGGCUUCAUUAAGUUGGAUUAAGUGAAUUUCCUUGUAUUGGUCAUCCAAGAUA